AUGGAUGACUACGAUGAGAUACCAGUCGACAAAAAUGUGAGCGAAGAGGGAAGAGGAGAAGAAGAUGAUGAUGACGAAGAGGAAGAGGAUGAUGGAGACGACGAAAAUGAAGGAAAUGACGGAAACGACAGUGCCAGGCCUUUUUCUUGUUCUGAUAUGAUUCGACGACGAUUACAACGUCGAACGGAAGUUGAGGAAACGCCAAGGAAAACGCCCGAGAGUGUCGUCCCUGAUACGACUAAAGGUUCGAGCUUAACUUUGGAGGAGAUUGUCAUGGAACAAGGUGACAUAGGAGCGUUGGAGCCGCAAGCAUCGGCGUUGGAGCCACAAGCAUCGUCGCCUUUACCACUCAAACAGUUUGAACAACAUUCGACAGGCAGCAGUAGCGUUGAUGAAACGUCAGUGCAACAUAUUGACGUUGUCGAUGAACAGGAAGCAGUCGAAAAAAUGUCGUCCGUAAAUCAGCUGUUCCCGCUAGCUCACUUGCCGAUCUUGAAAAGCGGUUUGGGCCCUCGGAUACGAGCCGUUGGCUGCAGCAGAAGCUUCGUCUUCAUUUCUACAACCGGCAAGGCAAAGCAUCCAUGUCCAAAGAGAAAAGCGCGCGCAGAAGGAUUGUUGCUGGAAAGUACUCCUGUUGCCGAUCCAAGAGUUGCAUUUGCAAGGAGCAGGCCUACCAUUUUCACUAAUAGUCGCAUGGAAUCGGUUGUUCUUAUUCUGUACCAAAAGCGGAAUGAUCCACAACCGCUAGUUAUCCUGUUAGGCGGACGCCAUCUUGAGGAAAGUGGUUAUCGUUAUCAUCGUUACGGUUGUUGCGUAGCCGUCGUAGGCGACGAAAUUUACGCAGUGGAACAUCAGGCGGAAGCCAGAGCGGAUGAAAUGCCGUUGCACUUGAAACUACUAGCAGGUGGUCCACUUACUCGUCACUUUCCAUCGCCAACAAUGGAGCCGUGGGAUACGAUACCGUAA
Messenger RNA from Cylicocyclus nassatus, 966 nucleotides. The record is from the annotation of a GenBank genome assembly. Lineage: Eukaryota; Metazoa; Nematoda; Chromadorea; Rhabditida; Strongylidae.